Molecule: messenger RNA, 1046 nt
Organism: Pyrus x bretschneideri (Chinese white pear)
Lineage: Eukaryota; Viridiplantae; Streptophyta; Magnoliopsida; Rosales; Rosaceae
Product: protein PHLOEM PROTEIN 2-LIKE A1-like
Exons: 3
Coding region: 31-927 (298 amino acids)
Source: RefSeq, a predicted model, not a curated record
CAUCACCGGUUUGAAGAAUUGCAUGCAGAGAUGGGGACUGGGUGGUCACAAGAUGAGGCCUCACAGUCACGGUCGCAGCCGCCUAGUGAGCAACCGACUAAUAAUAAGGUAGCGGCAGAGAAAGAAACAGAAGCAAAGCCGACUGUCUCUAAACCCACGGUGGUAGAGAGAACAGCUGCUGAUCAUCAGGCCAAGCCCUCGGUGAAUAACAACCAGGAAGCCGCAGCAGCGAAAGAAGUCAAGGAAAUAGAGAAAAGGACAGCAGCACAGCAAGUUAGGCAGCAGCAGUUCCCACAUAACUAUGAAGCCCUUGUGAAAGAUGCUGACACACCUAUAAACAAGUCCUCAAUUGAAAACCUCUUUCAGCAGCUCCAAGCAGGAGUUAUCUUAAACCAAAAGAAAAAGAAGUACUGGGUUGAUAAGAAGUCCAACAACUGUUUUAUGGUGUAUGCAAGAGAUCUCUCAAUCACUUGGGCCGAAGACGAUCGUUACUGGCACUGGUACUCCCUGCAAGAAACCAGUGACGUCUUCAUUGAUGCUGCUGAACUGUUAAAUGUAUGUUGGCUAGAAGUGCACGGGAAGUUUGAAACCGCAAACCUGUCACCCGGAACUCUUUAUGAAGUUGCAUUUGUGGUCAAGCUGAAUGCUGCAGAUUAUGGAUGGGAAGUUCCAGUCAAUUUUAGGCUCACUCUCCCUGAUGGUACCAGGCAGUGCCGUAAAGUUAAUCUGAUGCAAACCCCAAGAGGACAAUGGAUCGAGAUCCCAGUUGGCGAGUUUAAAGCAUCGCCUGAGAAAUCUGGCGACAUGGAGUUUUCGAUGUAUGAAUAUGAUGGCGGGAACUGGAAGAAAGGGCUUGUUAUCAAGGGUGUCGUCAUUCGUCCUAAAAACCAAGUUGCACAGUACUCAGCAACUUCGCUUACGAGCUGAGAAAUAACGUUCCCGUUUUUUUUUUUUUUUUAAUAAAGCAGAAAUGAGAGAAGUGCUUAUGUAAGAAAUGGUCCGAACAGAAUAAUGAAACGAUGAUCCACUUUUAACUACUGCCCAAA